UGUGGUUUCCAUGAGCUCAUACUGAGAUCAGUUCACGCAAAUGAUGUGGAACGAACUGAAUUCAGCUCGCGCGCUUGAGUUUGAUUGACAGGAGAUAGAGACUCCAUGGACACACAGAGACAGAAACGUCAACAAACUCGGCGGUCAUGAGUAUUACUCAGUCGGAUGAUUCCGGAUCUCUGGCUCGGAGGGUUCGUACAUUUCCGCCGGAGAGAGAAGUGUUUCACGCGGCCGCGUGCGGAGCGCGAGAGUGGUUGAGUUUGGUAUUGAAGACAGCGCGCAAACCACUGCGCACCGACAAACACGGUCUCAGUGUGUUUCAUAUAGCAGCUCUACAUGGACACUUGGACUGUAUGGAGCUGCUGCUGGAGGCCGGCGGGAUUGUGGAUGUGAAUGGCAGUUGUCCUGAUGGACGCAGACCUGUACAUAUGGUGCUGAGUGCUCAGAGCCGACCCAACACACACGCCUGCCUCAUUUACCUGCUGGAACAUGGAGCCCAGAUCGAUGUCUCCACAGAAGAAGGACUGACUCCACUGCAUCUGGCCGCUGCUGAAGGCCUGACAGACUGUACAAAGACGCUAGUGAGAAAUGGGGCAGACAUACACGCUCAAGACAAGAGGGGUCACACGCCUCUCGACCUCGCUAGGAUCUGGGGCCACAGGCUCACUGCCAGGUUUCUGAAAGAUGCCAUUUGGCAAAAAGACAAACAGCAGGAGAUCAGGAAAAACAAACAGCUCCAUGAUCUCAUGCAGUUCCAGUGUUGCAGUGUGCUGGAUCUGCCUCGCUUGGGUCGCUCCGUAAAACCAGACGCCUCGCCUUGGACUGAGGUGGCCAUGCACCUGGCCGAGGAGCUGAAGCCAGGACACUAUUAGACACAUUACACACUCAGACAAAAAGGUACAAAAGCCGUCACUGGGGUGGUACCUUAACAAAAGGCACUAAAAUGUAAUUUUAAUAUAUUAAUACACACUCUUUAGGGGUAAAUAAGGUACAAAGGUGCACCCCAGUAACAACUUUUGUACCUUUUUUUCAGAAAGCGUAUCAUCUAUAGACACCAAAGUCAUAUUUUGAAUAGUCUCACAAAUUUCUGGUCGACAAUAGAAAGUCUGGACUCCAUCGCAGCUUUCAUUGGCCAAGAACUGUCUGACUGACAUGUAAAGCAGUUAGUCACAGUUUGUUUUGUUCAGCGUCAUCUUUAGGGUUGUGAAAAUGUAAAAUCUCCAUCCCUGCAAUAAAAGACCCAUGUGCAACCUAAAAAUAAUUCAUUCAACAUAAUCUUCAUUCAUUUUUGAAAAGAAAUCAAUCAUUUUUGUGACAUUUAUAAUUUCUAUUUCAAGAUUUCAUAUUUCUGAAGGAUCAUGU
This is a messenger RNA of Onychostoma macrolepis, 1362 nucleotides long. RefSeq names its product ankyrin repeat domain 53 (gene ankrd53). Gene Ontology annotation, molecular function: protein binding. The coding region runs from base 147 to 872 and encodes 241 amino acids. Gene Ontology annotation, cellular component: spindle pole. Gene Ontology annotation, biological process: regulation of mitotic spindle organization; mitotic metaphase chromosome alignment; regulation of mitotic cytokinesis. The transcript is spliced from 5 exons. The record is from RefSeq and is a predicted model, not a curated record. Lineage: Eukaryota; Metazoa; Chordata; Actinopteri; Cypriniformes; Cyprinidae.